Molecule: messenger RNA, 1303 nt
Organism: Cataglyphis hispanica
Lineage: Eukaryota; Metazoa; Arthropoda; Insecta; Hymenoptera; Formicidae
Gene: robl
Product: dynein light chain roadblock-type 2
Exons: 3
Coding region: 365-658 (97 amino acids)
Biological process (GO): microtubule-based movement
Cellular component (GO): cytoplasm; cytoplasmic dynein complex; centrosome
Molecular function (GO): dynein intermediate chain binding
Source: RefSeq, a predicted model, not a curated record
GAGCUCACUUCAAGCGGAAAGUAGAGAUGCGACGAUUCGAAGGCGCAAGGGAAAGAAAGAGAAAGAGAAAUGAUAUUGGUUAUUCCAUUGCGUUGCCAUGUUAUAUCCAUAGAAGGCAUAUUUGAUAUAUUUAUAAAAUAAAUACAUUAAUUUGUGUAUGUGCAUAUAACAGUGUGUAAUAAAAAGAGUGAUACUGUAUCGCAAAAGAAACCAUAAAAAAAAGAGAUUACAUAAAUUUGCAAUUUAUAAUAUAGGUGUGUGAGAUUCUGCAGCUUAGCAGUUUAUUGCAAUUUAUAUUAUAUAUUGCAAUCUUUAUAUUGCACCAUUCUCCACAGAAAAUUUCAAGAUUAUUUUGCAUUAAAAAAUGGCGCAAGAAGUUGAAGAAACUAUGAAACGAAUUCAGUCUCAUAAAGGCGUAGUUGGAACCAUAGUGGUGAAUGCAGAAGGUAUUCCAAUAAAGUCAACAUUAGAUAACACAACAACGGUUCAAUACGCAGGUUUGAUAAGUCAACUGUCAGAUAAAGCUCGUUCUGUUGUACGUGACUUGGACCCAACAAAUGAUUUAACUUUCUUGCGUAUACGUAGCAAAAAACAUGAAAUUAUGGUCGCACCAGAUAAGGAAUUUAUAUUAAUAGUAGUACAAAAUCCAGUUGAUUGAUGUUUAAAAGAAACAAAAGUAUAUUUUAAAGUCAAGAUUUAUUUCUUUGGUUAUUAAUUUAUUCUGUAUGCUAUAAUGGAUUUUAAUAUCUAUUCAAUUAGAAAAUGAAAGAAUAAAAUUUCAAUAUUAUAUAAGUUACAACCUUAAUUUCUAAUUUAACAAAUUAUGAGCUUUAAGAACUUUCAAAUAGUAUUUUCUCCUUUGAUAAUAUUUUAUAUUAUUUUCAAUUUGAUAAAUUAUGAAUAAAUGUUAUAAUAAUUUUUUGUAAUAUAUUUAUCUUUAUAUUGUUUAACACAAUAUUGUUUAACACAUUAUAAAUGUAUGUUUCUCUUAUCAUUGUAUACUAUAAUAUCAUACAUAAUAGUAUACAUAAUAUCACGAAAUCUUUUUAUAUUUUAUGAUUCAAUUUUAAUACUAAAUUCAUGUUUUUAUUAUUGAUAAUAUACUUUGUGUAAAAGUAUUAAGGACAUUACAGUAUAAAGAAAUGGCCGAAUGAGGAAAAAAAUCAAUUAAAAAUUAAACAUUAAUAAAAUUGUUCUGAAUCAAUGAGUGAGAAAAAAUGUAUGUACAUUUUUAUUACUUUAUUUAAUAUUAUAAUAAAUACUGGAAGGUAAUAUUUCAAAAGAUCAGAAGUUGGAUUGGAAA